UGUUUACUCUGCUUUUAGGGCUACUUAUCUGGCAAUAUUUUUAUGUGGUGAUACAUAUUGUCUAUUCCAUUCGAGAAAGAUGUGCAUCUGAAGUUCGAAGCAUAUUUCACAAGCACAAGAUGCAAAAUCUGCCCAACUUCUGUUUUAUCUUAUCAGUAUUAUUGUUUUGAAAGUUUCUCUUGUAAACUGACAUUUCUGGAGAAGUGCUCGGCGAGCUAUAAGCAUUAUCCUGCACAGCUAUGGCGAUCGAUUUGUACUUGAUACCUAUUAGUGGACCUUGUCGUGCCAUACUGAUGACAGCAAACCACAUUGGAAUCGAUGUAAACAAGAAACACGUGGAUUUAUUCGCUGGAGAGCAAUUGAAGCCGGAGUUCGUUAAAAUUAAUCCUCUACACACUGUCCCAACGAUUGACGACAAUGGAUUUUACUUGUGGGAAGGGCGAGCCAUCCAAACAUACCUUGUGAACAAAUAUGCUCCAGACAACCCCAUUUACCCGAAAGAUCCGGAGACACGAGCUCAUGUUGACCGAAUGCUUCAUUUUGACAACGGAACAUUAUUCCCAGCGGUCAAGCAUUUUACAGCUCCACAGUGGUUACGUGGUAAACCCGCAGAACAAGACGAUUCGGAAAACUUUAUGAAGGCGAUCCACUUUCUGGAAGAGUCUUUGGGAAAAACUACGUACGUGGCAGCAAAUCAUCUCACCCUGGCUGACUUCUCUGUGAUAGGGACUCUUACUUUUACAGAGGUAGUAAAUUUCGAUUUCAGUGGCUAUCCCAGAAUAACGCAGUGGAUGCAAAAGCUGAAAAAAGAAAUCCCCAACUACUAUGAAAUAAAUGAUGUGCCAAUCCAGCAGUUCAAAAAAGAAAGAGCUCCAAGCAGAAGGAAGAAGUUCAUACAAAUUUCUUUCCACGCUUUUACUAGCAUUGCCAUGGCUAUUGACUUGUAUCAAGUUCCUCUGAGCGCGCCUUGCCGAUCCGUUAUGAUGACAGCCAAUCACCUGGGUGUCAAAUUAAACUUGAAAUACACGGAUUUGUUUGCGAAAGAACAACUGAAGCCCGAAUUUCUGAAGAUGAAUCCUCAGCACACAGUUCCAACAAUCGAUGAUAAUGGAUUUUACUUGUGGGAAAGCCGAGCAAUUUUGGCCUAUCUAGUGAACCAAUAUUCUCCAGGAAACGCAAUCUACCCUAAGGAUCCGCAGGAGAGAGCAAAGAUCGAUCGAAUGCUUUAUUUUGACAUGGGAACUCUGUAUAAAGCAGAAUUGGACUACAUGAUUCCACCCCUGCUUAGAGGUGAACCUGCAGAUCCGGAGAAAUUGGAAGCAUUCAAAAAAGCUCUAAGUUUAUUUGAAGAGUUUUUGGGGAAAACUACUUACGCUGCUACAAAUUAUAUUACGAUUGCCGACUUUUCUUUGGUUGCUAGCCUUUCGUUUGCAGCGAUUAUGAACAUCAGUUUGUCUGAAUACCCAAGAAUUACAGCAUGGAUGCAGAAAUUAGAAAAAGAAAUUCCAAAUUACCAUGAAAUAAAUAUCGCACCAAUUGAGAAAUUUAUGGAAGAAAAGAAAAAGAAGACAUAAAGAAAAAUGAAAAGAAUGCCGACAACGAAACAAACAAAUGUAAUUCAUUAAACUCUUAACUUUCAUGCAAUAAAUAAAAUUUCUUUUG
Messenger RNA from Uloborus diversus, 1662 nucleotides. RefSeq lists its product as uncharacterized. Lineage: Eukaryota; Metazoa; Arthropoda; Arachnida; Araneae; Uloboridae. The transcript is spliced from 11 exons. Bases 240 to 1574 code for a protein of 444 amino acids. Gene Ontology annotation, biological process: glutathione metabolic process. The record is from RefSeq and is a predicted model, not a curated record. Gene Ontology annotation, molecular function: glutathione transferase activity.